Messenger RNA from Boleophthalmus pectinirostris (great blue-spotted mudskipper), 975 nucleotides. Its product is annotated as whey acidic protein-like. The transcript is spliced from 5 exons. Gene Ontology annotation, molecular function: peptidase inhibitor activity. Gene Ontology annotation, cellular component: extracellular region. Bases 37 to 717 code for a protein of 226 amino acids. Lineage: Eukaryota; Metazoa; Chordata; Actinopteri; Gobiiformes; Gobiidae. The record is from RefSeq and is a predicted model, not a curated record.
CCUCAGUUUAACGUGUCUGUGUCUGUGGUGAACAACAUGAAGUGCUCUGUCCUCUGCCUCUUGGCUGUGGCCUUUGUGCCUUUGCUCUCCGCUCUGAAAGUGGCUUCAGAGAACGAUAGACCUUGUCCAGUGAGUGCUAUGAACACUGAUGGUCGGCUUGGUCUUUGCCUGGAGCAGUGCUCCACAGACAAGGACUGUGAGGGGAACUUGAAGUGUUGCUACACCGGCUGUGGGCACCUGUGUUACGAGCAACUUAGAGAAGUGCCUAAACCCAAACCAGGAUCGUGUCCUAGAGCAGACGGCUUUGGGAUCUGUAUCAAUACAUGCAACUCUGACCAAGACUGUGAGAGGAACUUGAAAUGCUGCUCCAACGCCUGUGGGCGAACCUGUCAGGAGCCAGUCAAGGUGCCUAAACCCAAACGAGGAUUGUGCCCUGCUCCAGACGGCUUUGCGAUCUGCAUCCAUUCAUGCACUUCUGACCAAGACUGUAAGGAGGACCUGAAAUGCUGCUCCAAUGGCUGUGGACAAACCUGUCAAAAGCCAGUCAUAAGAACCAAACCAGGAUCUUGUCCUGCUCCAAUCCCCCAUUUCACUACAUGUGAUGAUCAAUGCUCUGACGACAGCGAAUGUGACAAGAACCUCAAAUGCUGCUACAGCGGCUGUGGCUACGAGUGUAAGAGCCCUGAACAUGGCAACCAGGAAAAUGUGAAAGGAUAAUAAUCAUCACAAAGCACUGCACUGUUAUAUAUGUAUCUCUGUCUCUCUCUCUCUCUCUCUCUCUCUCUAUAUAUAUAUAUAUAUAUAUAUGACUAUUAAACUCCAUCUCUUUUCUGACUUUGCAAAGACAUUGUGCAGUUGCCAUAAAUAAACCUGUUUGUCAGCCUAGUUAUUUUUGCAUUAAAAUGUUGUUGCAUUCCCUGUGAUCCAACUCUUCUGUUGUGUUUAUUUGUUAAAUAAACAUAAGUCAUAAGAUGA